This is a messenger RNA of Populus trichocarpa (black cottonwood), 1838 nucleotides long. Its product is annotated as ACT domain-containing protein ACR4. Bases 273 to 1577 code for a protein of 434 amino acids. The record is from RefSeq and is a predicted model, not a curated record. Lineage: Eukaryota; Viridiplantae; Streptophyta; Magnoliopsida; Malpighiales; Salicaceae. The transcript is spliced from 7 exons.
CUUUGGAAUCUAAGAAAUUUCUUCUCUUCUCUUUUUUUUUUUUUUCAUUUUCCAUUUUUGAUGGAUGUGGAAUCUUUACUUAUUUUAUAGGUAACCAACCUUGACUGUUUUUACAUGUAACCAACUAGUUUGUUUGUCGUUGGUAUUCUUCGAGGUUUCUGUCUAUAAAUGGCUACAACACUCCACUCUGUUUCUCACUUUGGAUUUAGGCCACUGUGAGAGUUUUGGUGGGUUGAUCUUUAAUUUCUACUGAAGAUCAAAGAAACCCAGAAAUGGAUUACCAUGAUGAUGAUGCAUAUGCUAAACUUUUAAGGAGAGUGAACUCUCCAAGAGUUGUGGUUGACAAUGAUGCCUGUGAGCAUGCAACAGUCAUUCAGGUGGAUACUGUCAAAAGGCAAGGUGCUCUACUUGAAGUUGUUCAAGUUCUCACAGACCUAAACCUUGUAAUGACAAAAGCAUACAUGUCUUCUGAUGGAGUGUGGUUCAUGAACGUGUUUUAUGUGACUGAUGACCAUGGAAACAAAAUCAGAGAUGAAGACAUCGUCAAUUGCAUAGAGAAGGCUCUUGAGACUGAUGCUUGCAUGGUUAAGUCAACGGGGAAGAUGCUGCCUUCUAAAGAGCACACAUUAAUAGAACUGACCGGCACUGACCGGCCUGGUUUGUUGUCAGAAGUAUGUGCCGUGCUGACCGACCUGAGGUGCAAUGUUGUCAAUGCGGAGAUUUGGGCACACAAUGGUAGAGCAGCAGCAGUCAUUCACAUUGCAGACCAGUCAACUGGAACUGCAAUCGAAGACCCAAGGAAGCUUUCCUUGAUAAAGGAACUUCUUUAUAAUGUCCUAAAAGGUCAUGGCGAUUUUAGGACACCAAUAGUUUCCAUUUCUUCCCCUGGGGAAAUACAUAUAGGGAGAAGGUUGCACCAGAUGAUGUUUGCUGCUAGGGACUUUGAAAGGCCUGGCAGCGAGAACGACAACAGUGUAAGGCCCUACGUGACUGUGUUCGACUGUCCUGAUAGAGAUUACACUGUUGUUACAGCAACAUCCAUCGACCGGCCAAAGUUAGUGUUUGAUACCGUGUGCACUCUAACAGACAUGCAGUAUCUGGUGUUCCAUGGCACAGUCAUCACAGAUAGCAAGAAAGCUUAUCAGGAAUACUAUAUCAGACAUGUGGAUGGAUUCCCUACAAGCUCAGAAGCUGAGCGACAACGUGUCAUAGAAUGUAUUCAGGCAGCCAUUGAAAGGCGAGCAUCAGAGGGUCUACCACUAGAGCUAUUCACAGAUGACCAUUUUGGACUUCUCUCUUAUAUUACAAGGAUACUUCGUGAAAACGGUUUGUGGCCCAAAAGUGCAGAAAUCUCGACAAGGAAUGGGAAAGCAAAACAUAGUUAUAUUGUCACAGAUGUGUCUGGUAACCCUGUUGACCCCAAAACUAUCCUUCUGAUUCACCAGCAAAUGGGACAAACCGUGUUACAGGUGAAGGGGAAUUUGAGCAUGCCACCGAAAUUUCGGGAGACACCAAGAAGUUUCCUCUUUGGGGCCCUUUUCAGAUGCCCAAGUUUCCAGAAUUUUGGACUCAACUAAAUCCCACUCGUGAUAUGCUUAUCGUUUGUUAACGUUGCAAAAACGACAGAACAAACUGUUCGACUCCAGUUCAGUGGGACCAUAAGUGACUUGAAGCAAUAGAACACAGCAAAAUACACUUGAAAGCUUAUUGUUAUUUUUCAUGGUUUGUGUACAGCUAGUGUACAGAUUGAAAUUGGUUUGUAAUUGUGAGAGAAAAUGACUACAGAAGGAAGAUCUUUUCUGAAAAGAGGCAAGUAUGUUUUUGCCAUGGUUUUUUUU